This is a messenger RNA of Biomphalaria glabrata, 765 nucleotides long. RefSeq lists its product as uncharacterized. The transcript has a single exon. The record is from RefSeq and is a predicted model, not a curated record. The coding region runs from base 1 to 765 and encodes 254 amino acids. Lineage: Eukaryota; Metazoa; Mollusca; Gastropoda; Planorbidae.
AUGGAUAUGGCAGACACUUAUAAUAGGACAGACACUUAUAAUAUGGAUAUGGCAGACACUUAUAAUAGGACAGACACUUAUAAUAUGGAUAUGGCAGACACUUAUAAUAGGACAGACACUUAUAAUAUGGAGAUGGCAGACACUUAUAAUAGGACAGACACUUAUAAUAUGGAGAUGGCAGACACUUAUAAUAGGACAGACACUUAUAAUAUGGAGAUGGCAGACACUUAUAAUAGGACAGACACUUAUAAUAUGGAUAUGGCAGACACUUAUAAUAGGACAGACACUUAUAAUAUGGAUAUGGCAGACACUUAUAAUAGGACAGACACUUAUAAUAUGGAUAUGGCAGACACUUAUAAUAGGACAGACACUUAUAAUAUGGAUAUGGCAGACACUUAUAAUAGGACAGACACUUAUACUAUGGAUAUGGCAGACACUUAUAAUAGGACAGACACUUAUACUAUGGAGAUGGCAGACACUUAUAAUAGGACAGACACUUAUAAUAUGGAGAUGGCAGACACUUAUAAUAGGACAGACACUUAUAAUAUGGAGAUGGCAGACACUUAUAAUAGGACAGACACUUAUAAUAUGGAGAUGGCAGACACUUAUAAUAGGACAGACACUUAUAAUAUGGAGAUGGCAGACACUUAUAAUAGGACAGACACUUAUAAUAUGGAGAUGGCAGACACUUAUAAUAGGACAGACACUUAUAAUAUGGAGAUGGCAGACACUUAUAAUAUGGAGAUGGCAGACACUUAUAGAUAG